AUGUCGGAUGAGGGUAGUAAAUGGCGACCUCCUCGCGUGGUCUUUGAGGGCAAAUACGAUGCGACUUCUUCACUGGCGCUGGCGCUGUACAACUCUAUUGAGCAGAUUCUUCUCAUAGCCACGACCUUCAAAAAGUGGAAGGGCCUCUACUUCGUCUCGCUAGUCGUGGCCACUUAUGGUGUUAUAUCUUAUUCGGUCGGUCUCAUCCUGGAAUACUUCGAGGUCCCGCCAUACCUGUUUGGAAAGAUCCUCGACACAUCCGGAUGGUGCUUCAUGAUAACUGGACAAAGUUUGGUCUUAUACUCCAGGCUCAACCUCAUCUUAGUCAACGAGAAGAUUCUGGCAGGUGUCAAAUGGAUGAUCAUCUGCAACGCCAUAGUCUGGCAUUCCUCCAUCAUCCUGGUAGACUUUGGGACGACAUAUACAGACGACGUUGGAUUCGCAAAGUGCUUUUGGUAUCUCGAGCAUGUACAGAUGACCAUCUUCUGCAUUCAGGAGUUCAUAAUUUCUGGCCUCUAUGUAUGGCGGACAUCAGCCUUUCUCAAAGUCGUGUCGAAGACAAGCACCCGAAACAUCAUGUCACAGCUUUUCACCAUCAAUGUUAUACUCAUUGUCAUGGACAUCGCAUUGCUGUUCAUGCAGUACAAGCAUUGGAGAAUCUACCAGACGGUCACCAAAGCCUUCAUAUACAGCGUCAAGCUGAAGCUGGAGCUCAACAUUCUAUCGAAGCUGGUGGAUCUCGUCAGAAGUCCUAAUGAUCCUACGCUACUGAACGAGAUCGACGGGACCACGAUGCCUGGUCGGGCACAACGAGCGCUAAGGCGCGAGAUAUCUACACCAUCUCUCAAACCUGUCUGCGAUCAUGUCGAGCAUGGUUACGGCAACUCUAGCCAAGACGCACUUGCCGACCGCAGUCCGUCCCAAGUUUCGAACUCUCAAUCGUCGCGGACUACUGGCAGGGAGUCUGACAUACUGUAUGCGGACAUGGUGAGAUCGAUCAAGUGA
Molecule: messenger RNA, 1005 nt
Organism: Cyphellophora attinorum
Lineage: Eukaryota; Fungi; Ascomycota; Eurotiomycetes; Chaetothyriales; Cyphellophoraceae
Exons: 2
Coding region: 1-1005 (334 amino acids)
Source: RefSeq, a predicted model, not a curated record